CCCUGGUCACACUCACAUUCACACCUACGGACAAUUUAGACUCACCAAUUAACCUGCAUGUCUUUGGACUGUGGGAGGAAGCUGGAGUACCCAGAGAAAACCAACUCUGAUACGGGGAGAACAUGCUCCCCCACCCCAGGGAGUGACUCACAUCAAAUGGUUGUUACUGCAGAAAGAGCAGGGUCAGGGAGGAGACAGUGGACCAGAGGCCAGCAAGGAUGAUCACGCAGUGUGCUUCACAGAUAGAAGAGGGACAGCGAGAAACCAGGCGGGUAUCAGGACAGGGACCUGACAGCAGCACCAAUUAUCAGCCCAAGGCUUCACAGGAUGGACUCCACUCAGAGAGGACAGCAGGCAGAGAGAGAGCAGAAAGAGGAAGACAGAAGAAGAUGGCAGGAGAGCACCAAGUUUUAAAUGAAAUGCAUACAGACCUCCACAGUCACCAGAUCUCAAGCACCUUUGGGAUGUGGUGGUACGGGAGAUUCACAUCAUGGAUGUUGCAGCUGACAAAUCUGCAGCAACUGUGUGAUGCUAUCGUGUCAAUAUGAACCAAAAUUCCUGAGGAAUGUUUCCAGCACCUUGUUGAAUCGAUGCUACCAAGAAUUAAGGCAGUUCUGAAGGCAAAAGGGGCCCCACUUGGUACUAUUAAUCAGAUCUGAGGAGUUCUCCAGCUGCCUCUCAUGUAUCUCUCAAUCUGCAGCACUAGAUGGCACCUCUCUUCCAUCAGUGGUCUUCAUUGUUCAUUCCUGACUGACAGAAAAGAGACUGCUAACACACGAGGAGUGGAUUUUGUUUCAGAGAGGAGAGGAGAGAGGAGUACAGGAACCUCUGGCCCAACAGAUCCCGACUCAGUCCCUCUCGUGCGGCCCCAACAUGGAGGACACCCCGGACCAAACAGCUGAUCUGUUCUCUGAUCAGAAUCAAAGCUUCGAGCUCAACAUGACGGCCGCUAACACCAGUUCAGUUUUUGUGGAUGUCAUGUCGCCAGAGAUGAACAAAGCCAUCAACAUCCUUAUGAUAAUCUGCAUGUUCGUCAUCAUGGUUUCAAUGGGAUGCACCAUGGAGGUUUCCAAGAUCAAGCAUCACAUAGUGAAACCAAAGGGGGUGGCCAUAGCACUGUUGGCUCAGUACGGAGUCAUGCCUCUGACAGCCUUCUGCCUGGCUAAGGUGUUCCAGCUGGCUGAUAUGUUGGCUGUGGUGGUUCUGAUCUGUGGCUGCUGUCCUGGAGGAAGCCUCUCCAACCUCCUGGCCCUUGCUCUAAAGGGAGACAUGAACCUCAGCCUCGUGAUGACGUCCUGCUCUACGCUGCUGGCCCUGGGCAUGAUGCCUCUGCUGCUCUACCUCUACUGUCAGGGCUUCGACCUGCAGAACGCAGUGCCCUACGUUGACAUCAUCAUAUCGCUGGCUCUGAUCCUCAUACCCUGCGGUGCCGGCAUCCUCAUCAACCACUACAGGCCGCAGUUAGCCAAGACUGUCACAAAGGCAGGCCUCAUUUACCUGGGUAUCUCUAUGGUGGUGAUCGCCACCGUCGCUAGCUUUGCCAUCGGAGACACUCUCCUCACGGUGCUGUCUCCUCCCCUCAUGGCCAUCGCUGCUCUCAUGCCCUUCAUAGGCUACGUCUUCGGAUACGUCAUCUCCUCGCUCUUCAGACUCAGCCAACCGGAGCGGAGGACCGUUGCUAUGGAAACAGGCUGUCAGAACAGCCAGCUGUGCUUCACUAUCCUGAAACUGGCCUUUCCCCCGGAGCUGACUGGCCCUCUGUUCCUGUUCCCUAUGGUGUAUGUGAUAUUCCAGCUGAUGGAGGCGGUGCUGCUCAUCUUGCUGUUCUGGGGUCACCACAGGUUCACACGCAAACAGAAAGAGAAAGUGACAUACCAGCCUGCAACCACUGAAGAGAAGUCAAAAGAGGCCUCUGAGGGCACGGUAUGAUGAUUGAGCUUUAUUGUUUCUAAUAAUGUGAACUCUUGUUGACCGGAGCCUCCAGCUUGAUGGAGACUGAAGGAAACCUGCACUUCUUUUAACACAUGAUGUUUAACUGCAGAGAAGCCAUUUUGUGCCGAAUCAUUUUUAAGAAAGUGAAUAUUUAUGUUUGCACUGAAUUGUAAAUUGACAACUUUGUAUUUUUCAUUUUUAAAAUAAAGGCCACAUAAACACAAGAUGAAUGAUUUAGUUAAAACUGUUUUAUUAAGUCCACCGUCUUCCUACACCAUACAAAUGUCCAUCAUAUUUUUCACUGAAAAUAAAAUCCUUACGUACAAAAAUGUUGCUUUUUUUUUUCGUUUGUUUUUCCAAACUCUUGUCUACACGUUCAUUUAAACCACAGUAACAUCAGUCACAGUACCAACAAGCAUUCGUGGAAUCACAUUAUACACUGAUGUCAAACAAAAGUCUGCAAUGCUGUACACAAAAACCUUAAACCAAAAAAUAAAAACAUUAAUUACAAUGCUAGAGCAAACUGCAUUCUGGGAGCAACACCAUUUUAAAGUGUUGACCUUAUCCUCAAAGAAUCCCGACAAAACAGAAGUGAGUCGACUGCGAAAAAAGAUCCAGGACAUAGUUAAUUUACUGUACAGCUGUUUUCCUGCUGGAACAAUGGUGGUAUUGAGCUUUAGCAAAACACUUUUUAAAGUAAAAAAAAUAUCCAAUCAAACCAAAAACACAUGCAAGCAUCAUCAGGUAUAUAUAUCAAACACACCGGCUGUGGUGGAUACAGUCGGUCAGAAAACAA
Epinephelus moara (kelp grouper) is the source of this 2728-nucleotide messenger RNA. Its product is annotated as sodium/bile acid cotransporter-like. Gene Ontology annotation, molecular function: bile acid:sodium symporter activity. The transcript is spliced from 14 exons. Bases 874 to 1929 code for a protein of 351 amino acids. The record is from RefSeq and is a predicted model, not a curated record. Gene Ontology annotation, biological process: bile acid and bile salt transport. Lineage: Eukaryota; Metazoa; Chordata; Actinopteri; Perciformes; Serranidae. Gene Ontology annotation, cellular component: membrane.